UUCGACUCAAGACCCAGGAUGUCGUUCCCCCCUCAUUUAAACCGGCCACUGUUGCCCCCUCCCGGGUUACCCCCUCAGUAUGGCUUUCCUACAGUUGUUGUUUCAUCAGCCCCAAUGAUCCCAGUCCAUAUGGGCAUCAUGACGCCCACCCCUGUAAUGGUGUCGUCUCUGCCUGUGGUCAGUAAACCUCCUGUCCAUAAGAAAGAUGCUUUUCUCCGAGCUAAAGACGACGACUGUGGGCCUACCACCACAGUGUUUGUGGGUAACAUAUCCGAAAAAGCGUCGGAUAUGUUGAUUCGACAACUUCUGGCGAAAUGUGGAAUAGUCUUGAGCUGGAAAAGAGUCCAGGGAGCCUCAGGCAAGCUUCAAGCUUUUGGGUUUUGUGAGUACAAAGAGCCGGAAUCCACUUUGCGAGCCCUGCGGCUACUUCAUGACUUGCACAUCGGUGACAAAAACCUUCUCGUGAAGGUGGACGCCAAGACGGAAGCACAGCUUGAUGAGUGGAAAGCCAAGAAGAAGAGCGCAAAUGGGAAGGUAGAUGCAGACAAUGGAGACGAUAAAGAGGAGGUUCUGGAUGAGGAAACCAAGAAGAAGGAUCAAAAUGUGAAAGGUGCUAUUGAUGGAUUAAUGAGAGAGUAUGCGGACGAGCUCAACGCGCCUUCACAAGAUGAUGAUUCCCAGCGGCGAAAGAGAAAAAAGGACAGAAAGGAAGAGGUGGAUUGACACACCUUUCCAGUCUUGGCAUAAAAAAUUGUGUGAGCUAUUUCAAGAACGUCUCUUUCCUGUAAUUCAUAGGAUGACUUGAACACAAUUGAUAUGGAGGAUGACAAGAGAGACCUGAUUUCCAGAGAGAUUAGUAAAUUUCGAGACACUCACAAGAAACUGGAAGAGGAGAAGGACAAGCGCGAGAAGGAGCGUCUGGAGUUUGAGCGGGAAAGGAAGGAACGAGAAAAGGAGAGGGAGCGGGAGAGAGAGCGGCGGGAUCGCGAACGGGAGAAGGAGCGCGAGAGGGAGCGGGAACGGGAGAGGGAGAGGGAAAGGGAACGAGAGCGGGACAGGGACCGAGACAAAGACCGCGAGCGCAGGACCAGAGAACGAGAGCGGGACUGGGAGAGGGACAUCAGCCGAGACAGGAGCGCUGCUCGCAGCCGGUCCAGGGAGAAAAGCCGAGAUCGAGACAGAGAAAAGAAACGAGAGCAAGAGGAUGAAGAGGACGUGCAUGAACGCAGGAGGCUGGAGAGGAAGCUCAGAGACAAAGAAGCAGCCUAUCAGGAGCGCCUAAAAAACUGGGAGCUCAGGGAGAGAAAGAAAGCACGAGACUACGGCAAAGAUGCCGAGAGGGAAGAUGAGCGCAGACGAGAGAUGGUGAAGGAAGGCAAGCGACUAAAAGAGUUCCUGGAGGACUACGAUGAUGACCGAGAUGACCCCAAAUAUUACAGGGGCAGUGCACUGCAGAAGCGCCUCCGUGACCGAGAGAAGGAGGUGGAGGCGGAUGAACGUGACAGGAAGAGGGAGAAGGAGGAGCUGGAGGAGAUCAGACAGCGGCUGCUAGACGAGGGACAUCCAGAUCCAGACGCAGAGCUACGCAGGAUGGAGGAGGAAGAGGAGGAGCGUCUAAGACGACCUCCCGUGGUCCCCGAGCCUGAGCCCGAAGAGCCACGGGAGCGCCAUAGGGGUUCAAGGGACCACAGAGACCACCGGGAUCGCAGAGAGGACCAAGACAGACCAGAGGCUCGCCCGGGCCCUGCCCGCUCAGAGGAUGAGGUGGAGGAAGGCGAAGAUGACGAUUAUGAUGACGAAGAUAACCCCGAAGUGAAACCCUGCCUCAAGCCCACAAUGAGGCCCAUCACGGCGGCGCCCUCCGUGUCAUCGGCCAGUGGCAACGUGUCUCCUGACACACCCGGCAACGAGUCGCCAUGCGGCAUCAUCAUUCCCCACGAGAACUCUCCUCCUGAUGCGCUACCCCAGGAUGAGAACAGACCCAAAAUUGGCCUCAGUCUCAAACUGGGUGCAACAGGAAGUCCUAGUCAGCCCAACGCCGGCAAGAGGAAGAAGCUCCCAGUCGACAGCGUCUUUGACAAGUUCGACGAGGAGGAAAUGGAGGAACAGCCACGCAAGAGGAAGCUGGUGCCCCUGGACUACGAUGACGACAAGAGUCUGGGGGUGGACGGCGCCGGAUUUUCGGCAGUCAAAGGGCCCAACUCUGAAGAGAAGCGCAAACACAUCAAGAGCCUGAUUGAGAAGAUUCCUACAGCCAAGCCAGACCUGUUCUCCUACCCGCUGGACUGGUCCAUGGUGGACACAACGUUAAUGGAACGACGCGUUCGGCCUUGGAUCAAUAAAAAGAUCAUUGAGUACAUCGGAGAGGAGGAGCCAACGUUGGUGGACUUUGUUUGCUCCAAGGUGAUGGCUCACAGCACCCCACAGGGCAUCUUGGAUGAUGUUGCUAUGGUUCUUGAUGAAGAAGCUGAAGUCUUCAUUGUGAAGAUGUGGAGGUUACUCAUCUAUGAAACGGAGGCCAAAAAGAUCGGGUUGGUCAAAUAAUUGAAAGAGCCACCAAAAGAUAACCAUUUCCUUUCCAGGUUGUAUAAUAGUUGGUUUUGUCACCCCCCAAACAAAGCAACUUGUCCUAACCUGCUGCUCAUCAUCUUAAAAAGACACUCACUGUCUUCUCUUUUUUUUGUAAAUAGUUUCACUUGAUCAAAUCAUUUGGAAGGGAACAGCUGAUUUACAUCCAGGACCAUUUGUUUUUAUCUGCUUCUUUUGAUGAAGUUCUUCAGCAGCGUUACCUUCAUCAGUGUGUGAAAAUGUGCUGCCAUGCUAAUGUAAGUAGCUUAACUGGAUGGAUUUGGGUGUGCAUACAUGGAACAAGUUUUAGAUAAAGUGCUUGUUAACUGAGGCCCUGAAUACAACUACACAACAUCCCUGCAGCUAAAGCAUUUGUCAUAACCACUGCUGGAUGUUAGCUUUAACAAGAUACUUUUUUUUUGUAUUGGUAAACAUUUGAAUAAAAUUGAGUUGUUUUGUA
Messenger RNA from Dunckerocampus dactyliophorus (ringed pipefish), 3028 nucleotides. It is a transcript of the gene rbm25b, whose product is annotated as RNA binding motif protein 25b. Gene Ontology annotation, cellular component: spliceosomal complex. Gene Ontology annotation, biological process: mRNA processing; regulation of alternative mRNA splicing, via spliceosome. The transcript has 15 exons. Gene Ontology annotation, molecular function: mRNA binding. The record is from RefSeq and is a predicted model, not a curated record. Lineage: Eukaryota; Metazoa; Chordata; Actinopteri; Syngnathiformes; Syngnathidae.